ACGUAAACGACACCGUUUCCAUAUUCAAUACUCUUAGAAGCCCCGGCUGCGCGGCCACAGAGCUCGUUGGCGAAGGAAGCAGAAUAGAAGAAGAAGAAGAAGAAGAAAGCGGCUAUGGAGAACGGCGACAGCAAUGAAAUUCCCGAAAACGCCAACGAGCAUUGCCCAGGUCCUCAAUCGGAGUCUGCAGGACAAUCUGACGCUUGUCAGGGAUGCCCUAAUCAGGAGGCUUGUGCUACUGCGCCUAAAGGCCCUGACCCAGACUUGGUUGCCAUUGCUGAGCGAAUGGCUACUGUGAAGCGUAAGAUACUGGUUUUGUCAGGCAAAGGUGGGGUUGGUAAGAGCACAUUCUCUGCCCAACUCUCAUUUGCUCUAGCAGCUAUGGACUUCCAAGUGGGUCUCCUUGAUAUCGACAUUUGUGGCCCAAGUAUUCCCAAGAUGCUAGGUCUAGAAGGACAAGACAUCCACCAGAGCAACCUUGGCUGGUCUCCUGUCUAUGUUGAGUCGAACCUCGGGGUCAUGUCCAUCGGUUUCAUGCUUCCAAACCCGGAUGAAGCUGUCAUAUGGAGGGGCCCCCGUAAAAAUGGGAUCAUCAAGCAAUUCCUAAAGGAUGUGUACUGGGGAGAACUCGACUUCCUAGUGGUUGAUGCCCCGCCAGGGACUUCGGACGAGCACAUCUCUAUUGUCCAAUUCCUCCAGGGAACUGGAAUAGAUGGUGCAAUCAUAGUCACCACCCCACAACAAGUCUCUCUAAUUGACGUGCGGAAAGAAGUGAGUUUCUGCAAGAAAGUUGGAGUAGAAGUUCUCGGAGUGGUUGAGAACAUGAGCGGGUUGUGCCAACCAGUGACAGAUUUCAGGUUUUCAAGGGUGACAGAGACAGGUGAACAAAAAGAUGUGACAGAGUGGGUGAUUGAAUAUAUGAGGGAGAAAGCUCCAGAAAUGCUAAACUUGGUUGCUUGCAGUGAGGUGUUUGAUAGUAGUAGCGGUGGGGCAGCAAAAAUGUGCAGGGAAAUGAAUGUCCCCUUCUUGGGGAAGGUACCAUUAGACCCACAGCUAUGCAAGGCAGCUGAAGAAGGUAGAUCCUGCUUUGCUGAUACGAAAUGUGGGGUGAGCGCUCCUGCCCUUCAGAGGAUCAUAGAAAAGCUGGUGGCAAAUCAGGCACUGUCUACCACUUGAGUAGAUGAUGGUGCAAGGAUGUUAAAGGUUUUGCUCACUGUUUCCGGCAUAUACAUUAAAUUACUCAAAAGUUAUAUGCAACCAUGACACCAUUUUGUCUUUUCUAAUUCUUAUCAUCUUUAUUCAGAGUGCUAAAAGUUGCUAGUUCAUGUCUCAUGUGCCAUAAUUAUUGAUUUUUAAUUUUUAA
Messenger RNA from Vitis riparia (riverbank grape), 1363 nucleotides. RefSeq names its product cytosolic Fe-S cluster assembly factor NBP35. The coding region runs from base 115 to 1176 and encodes 353 amino acids. The record is from RefSeq and is a predicted model, not a curated record. Gene Ontology annotation, molecular function: 4 iron, 4 sulfur cluster binding; ATP binding; ATP-dependent FeS chaperone activity. Gene Ontology annotation, biological process: iron-sulfur cluster assembly. The transcript is spliced from 3 exons. Lineage: Eukaryota; Viridiplantae; Streptophyta; Magnoliopsida; Vitales; Vitaceae. Gene Ontology annotation, cellular component: cytosol.